Molecule: messenger RNA, 5950 nt
Organism: Larimichthys crocea (large yellow croaker)
Lineage: Eukaryota; Metazoa; Chordata; Actinopteri; Sciaenidae
Product: endophilin-A1
Exons: 9
Coding region: 330-1385 (351 amino acids)
Biological process (GO): synaptic vesicle uncoating
Cellular component (GO): cytoplasm; presynapse; glutamatergic synapse
Molecular function (GO): protein binding
Source: RefSeq, a predicted model, not a curated record
AUCAUUCGACGAUCUUCGUCUCUCUCUCACUCACUCACUCUCUCUCUCUCUCUCAGACUGAAAAUAGAUCCAGCUGGGUUUGGCUCGGCUCGGCUCGGCUUGGUUCGGUCAGCUCGGUUUGAUCAUUCAUCGAUUCUCUCUCUCUCUCUCUUUUUGUUUUGUUUUUUUUCGAUUUCAACCUCCACAAUAAAAGAAACAAACACAAACUAACGGACGGAUAUCGACGCCUGGCGACCGUUAGACGGAGGAUUUACCGCCAUUUCUUCGCUUCGUUUACAAACAUUUGAAUUUGAACCUUAGUUCGUCUGCCGUGUUCCCACACUGACGUGAUGUCUGUCGCGGGCUUGAAGAAGCAGUUCCAUAAAGCCACACAGAAAGUCAGCGAGAAGGUUGGAGGUGCAGAAGGAACCAAGCUAGACGAUGACUUCAAAGAAAUGGAGAAGAAGGUGGACAUCACCAGCAGAGCAGUGUUGGACAUCAUGACCAAAACUACAGAAUACCUACAACCUAAUCCAGCGUCCAGAGCCAAGCUGAGUAUGAUCAACACUAUGUCAAAGAUCCGUGGGCAGGACAAGGGACCUGGUUACCCACAGGCCGAGUCCGUCCUGGGCGACGCCAUGUUGAAGUUUGGAAGGGAGUUAGGGGAGGAGUCCACCUUCGGUAUGGCACUGAUCGAUGCCAGUGAGGCGAUGAAGGAGCUCGGAGAGGUGAAGGAUGCUCUGGACAUGGAGGUCAAACAGAACUUCAUCGACCCGCUGCAGAACCUCCACGACAAAGACCUAAAAGAGAUACAACAUCAUUUGAAGAAGAUGGAGGGCCGCCGUCUGGACUUCGACUACAAGAAGAAGCGUCAGGGGAAAGUCCAGGACGAUGAAAUCAAACAGGCGCUGGAGAAGUUUGACGAGAGCAAAGAGAUCGCAGAGCAGAGCAUGUUUAACCUGCUGGAGAGCGAUAUAGAGCAGGUGAGCCAGCUGGCAGCGUUGGUUCAAGCUCAGUUGGAAUACCACAGCCGCUCCGCCGAAAUCCUCCAACAGCUCUCCAGCAAGAUGGAGGACAGGAUAAAAGAAGUGUCCAGUAAACCCAGAAAGGAGUACGCUCCAAAACCCAGAAUGACCCUGGAGCUGCUGCCCCCCAGCGAGAGCCACAAUGGAGGGAUACACUCUGCCAAAUCGCCCGGAAGAUCACCAGCCCCCAUGGACCAGCCCUGCUGCCGAGCACUUUACGACUUUGAACCAGAGAACGAAGGCGAGUUGGGCUUCAAAGAGGGCGACGUCAUCACCCUGACCAACCAGAUCGACGACAACUGGUACGAGGGCAUGAUCAAUGGCCAGUCGGGCUUCUUCCCCAUCAACUACGUGGAUAUCCUGGUGCCGCUCCCUCAUUAGGGUCCCACGAAAUGACCUGACCCUUACCCCCGACCAAUCCAGACACCCCGAAAACAGCCUGUAUUUGCGUUUAAAAACAACAAACCACGCUCCUCCUUCUACUCCUUCUUCUUCUUCUGUGCUUCUGUGCGAUUCUGCUUUCACAAAACGGACUGAAACGACGAAACGGGCGUGGCAGUUUGAACAGUGGUUAGAGGAGAGAGCUGCAGAAGAGAGGGAGAAGAGAGGGACUGACUGAGACGAGAAGACGAAGAGAUGGCGAUCUUUUACAGCGCAGUGCUCUCACACUGUAAUGCUCUGCUCGGCCGGGCACCACUGGAUACCAAUGAGGCUUCAGAGACUUACGAAAUAAGGCACGGUGUAUAUGUACGUGCAUGUAUGUGUCUGUAUGUGCGUUUCGAUCUGUUCUUACUCUAUUAUGAUCAAGCCAGCACAAAUUCCUGCUCGUCAGUUUAAACUGCCCGACAGCUUUUUUGUGAUACUGUCUUCUCUUCAUAGGUUUCUUGCUGUCGUUACUCUCAAAAGUACUUCUGUCUUUUCUACCUUGACUUGCCUUCCUGUGCUUUUCUAUAGGCCUACAUUUCUUAACACUUUCUGUCUUUCUUGGUUCCUUCCCUCCUUGACUAGCACUGCCUCUUAGCAUGGCUCCAUACCUCUUAACGCCUUGCUUUUGUUUUGGGUAUAUCUUGUAACAGACUUCCUCAGAGUCUGCAUCCAAUCUCAGCUCAGCGGCUGUAUGCAUGAAACCAGCGAAAAUCUAAAAGUUUGGUUGAUGAGACGGCAGUGAAAUAUUCAAAGGUGCAUCUUGGUAAUGAACCCGUAUCUGCAAUAAGUAGAUUUUUGAUUGAACUCUCUUUAUGUUUCUGAGGGGAGUUUUCGCAGGUCUUAAAGGUUUAAAGGAAACUUGCAUCAGUGCAAGUGAUGAAGGAAAGAAGAUUAUGUGAUUUCUGGGACAGCAGCGAUACACUACCACAACCAGCACAGGCCAGUUGUAUUGAGCAGAACUUCUCACCAGGUUGGCGCACAGAUAAGUCAUGGGUUAUUACAGCAAGCAUCAAGGACAAAAAUGCUUGUUUUCUUUGUGUGAAGUUACCCGUUCACAGUGUUUUGUGUGUACCGUGUGGAGUAGAUGCUUGUUGAUUCGUCCUAUUUGUGGCUUUUGCAUGCAAGACUGUGUGAACAGUGGUAGUCAUUCUGAAAUUAUUGUUUCAACAUGAAUGAUGCUAAGUGUGUCCUUAAUGCAACAAAAUAUCCUACGUUUCCCAGUGUACUUAACACCACUAGACGUGCUACAACUCAAAUUUCAGGACAUUUUUGAGGUCUUGGAGUCAUUAAACAUCUCGUUCCACUGAAGAUGAACUUCUUCAACCAGAGCGCAGUUCAGAGCAAUGAUUCAAGACAAAAUCCAGCAAGGUGAACUGGCCCGUUGACUCGACUCAAGCUGGACAGUGGCGCCGCUUGCAACUCAGUCUUGUCAAGUCGCCGGUGGCUGUUUUAGAACUUUUAGGACGUCACCAGUUUCAACAACCAACAACGUGGUGCUGUUAGCAGCGUCUUCAUGGGAAGGUGCUAACUAAAAUAGCUUAGAAAGUUAACAAUGUCAGUUUCAAAUCCAGCUUUAAAAAGUACAAAGAGUUUUUGACCAUCUUGCCUAGUUCUCGGCAUGAAUCUUUGGUCUGAACUGAGCUUUUACAAUGACUAAACGUCAUCGAAACUCAACAGCAUUCAUGCGGUCAGUAUUGGAGGUAACUAUCAGCCGUGUUAGUUCCCUUGUGUAUUCACCACAUGUAGUAUAAAUGGGACUUGUUCAAUGGCCACCAAAGUGCUACCUACAUUACUACAUGUGCGUAUGUAUUAGCAGUAAUGUUUAUAUGGCAGUAUUAAGGCUUUGACUCUGACAAAGACCUUGUGAAAAAGGUUGUUAUUUAUUGUUAAAGGCUCUUUAACAAUUCAACUCUUUAUUGCUGAUGUUAGAUUGACGAAUCAACCGUUUGCGGGCAACAGAAACAAUCAGUUCAUGUCAAACAUUCGUAAAAAACAAACAGAGUAGAAUAUUUUUUAAUAUCCUGUUACUUAUUUUAGUCACAGUUACAGGCCGAAUCAUGAAGUUUGGCACUUGUUGACUGUUGCUAGCUACAACAAUCGACAGACAACUCCAUUUGACUCUUCAGCAAUGGAAACGUUCACACGAUGUUAGUACAGAUCUGUUCUUGUGUUUUGUUGGUCUGUUACGAAAACGUAAGACUGGAGAACUUUUAAUAUUAUAUUCAAGGCAUGCUGGGAUGGACUUUCAGUAUGGUGCUGGGUUUAUAUCGACUCCAUUGUACAUAACAAAAGCUAAAUAGUGUCAAAGAGGCUGUCCUACAUCCAGGCCUUCUCUUCUUUUUGAAAAAUAAAACAGAAAUUCAACAGAUAUCUUUAAUUAUCUUUUCUAUCCAGGCAUUAUUUAUUACGUCGUCAAACAGCAGCAGGAAUCUGUGCUAGCAUGGCUUAUACUAUAAUAUGCCAGAUGUGGUUAACCAGCUAGCCUUUCACUUCACAUUCCCGUAAUCACGCUUUUUUUUUUUUUUUUUUUUGUGAUGCAGUGUUGAGCAGAAUACUGAAAAGUUUAAAAAUAUAUAAUAAUGUAUACAUUUUUGUAGUACAACCCACCCUGUGGUGAUGUGUUGCAGUGUCAGUACAAGUAAGACAUUUAUCCGAGGCGCAUUGUUGUCGUGUCUCUUCUUGAUGAGUCGGUUGACAAUAGUAAUAAUUUAUCAGGUUUCGUAGCGGAGAUAUCAAAUAUUUAGUUGGACUGGAAAGCUAUAACAGUGUUUUGGACACAGAAACUGCAUUUUAAACCAUUGAAUAGGCAAUAAAUGAUCAAUAAUAACAAUAAAAUGUAAUAUUUCAAUAAGAGGAAGAGAUGUCUCUGAAGGAAAAUCUAUCUAUCUAUCUAUCUAUCUAUCUAUCUAUCUAUCUAUCUAUCUAUCUAUCUAUCUAUCUAUCUAUCUAUCGAGCUUACACAUCUCUUCCAUUGCCAAAGCACAUAUGUGACAGCAACAAUCACAAACAGAGUAAAUCUAACUGUAGGUACUAACUCUUUCUUUUAUUCUCCCUCUGCCACAUGGCCUGCUUCUUCUCUAACUGUUACAGGUUUGUUGUAAAAGACGGGGAUUCGGAGCACAGCUGUGUUCUUUGUUUUGUCUUUUUAUUUUUGUGUGUGUUCAGAGUCCGGAGCUGUUUUUGUUUUUUUUCUUUUUCUUUUCUGAGUCCGCCUGUGGAAAAGUCUGUGAGCUGCAUGCAACUGAACUGCUUCACGUCCGCUGUUUCCAAAAAAUUGUUUAAAAAAAGGGAGAUAUUUCGUCCUGCUGGCUUUUCUCGCGCUGCAGUGAGCAUACGUUAAAGGAUACCUUUCAUUUUCUACUGUCUUCUUUUUAUUCCUUUGACUCAGUUAAGCUAUAUUUGUAUAGCACUCCUCUUCAAAUUAUAAAGUGCUUUAAGACUUUUUUGAGUAUUACCUAUGUUUUUAUUCGUUUUUCUUCUUUUAUUUCUGUUUUCUUUUGUGCUGAUUUGCCCUCUAUGGCGACAUGUAUUCUAACCUCAAUGAGGGACUUGUACAGUGUUACACUCCAUUUUCCCUUUUCACCUAAAUGAGGGUCGGACCUCGGCCAUGUUACCUGACUUUAAUUUUAAACAUCGCCCAUCGUCAGAUUGUCAGAUUAAGUCGGACUGUCUUCACGUAGCAGCUCUGAAAGCAGAAAUAUUCUCAAUGGUUCGGCUAAACUUUAAAGAAUUUAUGUUCUAAUGAAAAAAUCAAGACAGGGAAACUAUGUCAAUCGCCAUUAUUUCUCAUUUUAAGGACAUUUUAAGAGGUUGUUGUUAAAGUUCAAGAACAAUUUUUAAGUAUCUUUGAUUGCCAAAGUAAUCGAAUAUAAAUACUUUACAUUUAGGAAAAAAGUGAUUAAAAUAAUUUGUUUUCUUUAUUUAGGCCCCACCCACUGGUGUUUAAGUGGACCAAUGAGAUUACUUCUGGUUGGCUGCUUUGGCUUUAAAGAAAACAAAGUCUGCAGUAUGAAUCCUUGCAGUGUAAUAAUGUGGCCGUGGUCCGACCUGUGACUGUGUUAACAUUAAUACUGUAUGCCUUGUGGCUGUAUAAAUAGCCUAUGGAACCUGGUGUCUUCUGGUGGGCUACGUGUGUGUGUGUGUGCGUUUAUACACACCGUGUUGCUAUUUAUUUAUGUAUUGUACGUAUUCAUUUGAUUAUUUAUUUAUUUAUUUAUUUAUUUAUUCCUGCGUCCUAUUUAUUGGUUCGGCACCUGUGGCGUAUUUGACGAUUGUCAAUACAUGAUGUGGCGGCUAGGGGAGGGUAGGGGGUAAAUGAAGGGAUGGGAGGGGGGUAUUUCUGAGGGGGUCUGGGGCAGGGGGGGCGUGGUCGAUGGAAAAACCUAGCUGUGAUACUAACUCUAACUGUUGCUCUCCUCGUAUUGGAUGAUGAUAUAAUCUAAGACCACUGUAUGUAUAACUGCUUGUCGUGAAGAUGAACUACAAUGUAAUGACAAUUAAAAAAUAACACUAUGAUGACA